UGGGGAUCUCUCCGAUCCGCGAGCUUCUCCGCGUUACAGUCGCACCAUCACGUGAUGUGCUUGACGGUUCAUCCAACAGUCUCACUUUCGCAGGCACACUGAAAAGCGUUGCAACUGCAAGCAUCGGUACGACUUUGCCAUAACGGAGCUAGCUUGGUUACUCCAUUGGAACAGAGCCUAACGAACCACAUCCCAAUCUCUCGAAAUCUCGAACUCUCUCUCUCUCCCCAAUGGAGAAAUCAAAAGCUUCUACCGAGAGCCCUGACGAGAGCACUGAUGAUACCCCCAUCAGCGAACACGAUUCCAUGUCUGAUGCAGAAGAAGAGACCAUCGAACUCAAGAAGGCCAACGGGAGUGGUACUAGUACUGAUGGAUCACAGUGUCAAGAUCAGCAGGAUCAGCUGGAUGAUUUGGAUCCUGAAAAGGGCCAAAAGGGAGCACCCGAUAUUGAUAAGCAAUCAGGGACCCUCAUACGAUUUUUAGCAAAGAGUGCCCUCACGCGGACCACUCCUGUCGCUGUUUCGGAGGGUGAACACAUGGAUUCAGUUGUUGGCUCUAUUGAACCUUUCCCAACAAGCUUAGCAAGAUCGUCCAGAGAACCUUCACAGCCAGGGGCGUACGCCGAAGGUGGCGAGCGGAUCAGCACACCACAAUUUGGAGAGAAUCAAAUAAAUGAGCCACGUCAUCCUCUAGAAGUAGUAGACGAGGCCAACAUCUCUCCUGCUGAAACAACAGAAGGGCUUGUGGAGGCCACACCCGUCGAAUCCCCAAUUAUGGCGUCAGAGCCGGCAGAGCCUGUGGAUCAUGAUAGGCAGCAAGGCAAUGUGAUGCAGCAAGGUCCUAAGACAUGGAAUUGGAUUGGGUGCAUUUCUGCCGCCCUUAUCGCAGUUUUGCUACUAUUUGUUUCGAUCGUAGUCCUGGACAACCCCUCAUCAGUGGAAACACCAACCCCAUCCACUAACACGACCAAACUUAGUGGAGAAGAUGAUAGUGUUGUGACCAUUGUUUUAUCAAGUGGAUUGCAGUUGAAUGUUCCUCUGGAAUUGAUGAAUAACACACUACAAAUUCUGGAAAAUGAUAUGUAUGCAACAACGCCCCAAGUCAGAGCCUACAAGUGGGCCCAGAACGAUCCUUGGCUUGGGAACUACUCGGAAGAGCAACUGCAACAACGGUUUUCCCUGGUGACGGUUUACUACUCCACAAAUGGAAAUACCAGUUGGAGGCAAGUUGGAGGCGGGAUGGUGUCAGCUCUGUACCGCAACUCGACCAUUGAAAAGAAGAUCGAAGAAUACCAAGUUGCACCAGUUGUACCAGCGCCUUCCUUGGGUGCAAGCAAUAGACCACCAGGGAGUGGUUCUGGCAGUGGACCACCACCAGGGGGUCUGCCUCCUGGAAUAGAAAGAGUCAAUGUCACCUCCAAAGCAUGGCUUUCUUACGAUGAUGAAUGUGAGUGGUUUUCAUCUACUUUUCGAGCUACUGGAAACACCAUCUGUAAUGAGCAUGGCACAAUGCAAACUCUAUCACUCAAGAGGAAUGGGCUAUCCGGUCGAAUCCCCGAAGAGAUUGGGAUGCUGACCAACUUGAAAGCUGUACAUUUGUGGAAGAACCAAUUGAAUGGUCCUAUCGUCUCACAAUUUGGAGCCAUGUCCAACCUAAUGGAACUCAACUUGGUCGAAAAUGCCCUCAGCGGAACAAUCCCAAAGGAAAUUGGGAAAUUGUCCAAUUCACUCAGGUUCUUUGCGGCUGGUGGUGGCCCUCUGACUGGGAGCCUGCCACAAGAGCUUUGGCAAUUAUCCAAAAUGAAGAUUCUGCAUGUUGCUCAUACAGAAAUCACUGGCAGCUUGCCACUCAAUUUGGCCAAUCACAUGCCAGAUUUGAAGGUGCUGGUACUACACCUCAACCAGCUCUCGGGGCAACUUCCCACAUCACUGCCGACUGGGUUGGUUGCCUUGCGUGCCGAGGACAAUGGACUCACUGGUUCGAUUCCUUCUGAGUUUGGAUUGCUGGGGUCUUCCUUGACAAAGUUAUUGCUCAGUGGAAACCAACUUUCAGGAACGUUUGCAACAGAAUUUGGAUUGCUAUCCACUCUGUUUGAGCUGUCGUUAGACGGCAAUGAACAGAUAUCGGGCCCUCUCCCAUCAGAGCUUGGUUUGUUAAAUGAAACCUUGGUGACUCUGAAGCUGGAGGGGACUUUGAUCACUGGAAGCAUUCCAAGUGAACUUUGUAGUGUCCCGAGGCUAACAUUUGACUGUUCUCCGGGGAGACUUUGUGGCUGUGAUUGUCCAUGUGCACAACUUUGAUGAGCCUAGCAGCUUCCAAGAAGUGCAAAUUGGACAUCGUCGGGGGUCGACACUACAAAGCUCUGACCUGUUUUUGAGCUAGGUAGCUGCUAAUUGGUAAAUAGCCAGCUACUUAAUUCCAACCGUACUGUUGAUGCUGCCAAUGCUAGCUAGCAGUUAACAUGGAUGCUUUCGGAUCCUUUCCGCGCACAAUUUGCUCACUGGAGUCGUUCCCAGCAACUUGGACAAUUGACGACUGCAGAAUAGCUUCGAUUGGAGAACAAGCGCCUUCUGGUCAGAGUCUCAGUGAAUUGAGUAAACUGAGAAGGUUUGAAUACCCAGCUACUACCGUCGUACUAAGCUUGGCAAACAAAGCUUAUCCGGUCCAAUCCCUCGAGAUCCUUGGUCUCUACAAGCAACAUGGCGCACCUUAUCAUUGAGCAGGAAACCCCUGGCCUGUUUGCAUAGGGACCAUUCCAGAAGACAGGUUAAUGGCCCUGUUGUAUUGGAUCAAUGGGCGCUUUCUUUGAUUGGGCUGACUACUUUUAAAAGUUACGGCAGCAAUUGCUCAUCGUGCUGGUGGCUAAAUCAUACGAUAAUAUACAUUUGAUUCGCCUA
Molecule: messenger RNA, 2897 nt
Organism: Seminavis robusta
Lineage: Eukaryota; Bacillariophyta; Bacillariophyceae; Naviculales; Naviculaceae
Source: the annotation of a GenBank genome assembly